This is a messenger RNA of Anneissia japonica, 4730 nucleotides long. Its product is annotated as protein phosphatase 1 regulatory subunit 7-like. Gene Ontology annotation, molecular function: protein binding. The coding region runs from base 116 to 1057 and encodes 313 amino acids. The record is from RefSeq and is a predicted model, not a curated record. The transcript is spliced from 8 exons. NCBI's taxonomy places the organism in Eukaryota, Metazoa, Echinodermata, Crinoidea, Comatulida, Comatulidae.
CUUUGCUGCACAGUACAAUAGUGAGUGAGGGCGUCUCAAAGAAGAAAUUCGGUUAGUCUCGUCCCACUGGUUCUGCAGUUCUCAAAUUCAUAUUUAUUUUCUGCCGAAGAAAAACAUGUCGGAUGAAUCAGAUGAAGAUAGUGCUCCAGUAAGGCAGGUGAAUACGGUACAGUUACCACCCCCUCAGCCAAUUGUUAUUGACCCUGAUGCAACGGAUGUUGACUUAAAUCAUCGAAGAAUUGACAAGAUUCAACAUCUUGAAGUACUCCAUCAAGUUUCUAGUCUUUGUUUGCGUCAGAAUGAAAUAGAACAGAUAGAAGGAUUGGAACAACUAGUGACCUUAGAGGAUCUUGACCUUUAUGACAACAAACUCAAAAAGAUUGAGGGAUUACAAACACUAACAAAUCUACUGUCACUGGAUCUUUCCUUUAAUGACAUCCGUGAGGUGGAGAACCUGGAAAUGCUGGUGAAUGUCAAGAAGCUGUUCCUGAUCCAGAACAAGAUCUCCAGAAUACAGAACCUCUCCACAUUGACGCAGAUCACCAUGUUAGAACUGGGUAGCAAUAGAAUCAGGAAACUGGAAAAUUUGGACUCAUUGGUCAAUCUAGAGAGUUUAUUCAUUGGCAAGAAUAAAAUUAGUAAACUUGAAAACUUGGGUGCCCUAAAGAAACUGAGAGUAUUAAGCAUACAGAGUAAUCGGAUAGUUACGAUUGAGAAUCUAGAGGAGUUGGAGUCCUUAGAAGAAUUAUACAUGAGUCACAAUGGAAUUGAAAUGAUUCAAGGCUUGGAGAGAAAUGUUAAUCUGACAACGCUAGACUUGGCAUGCAAUAGAAUAAAGCGAAUUGAAAAUGUCAGCCAUCUAGUAAAAUUAGAGGAAUUCUGGUUUAAUGGAAACCAGUUAGAGAAUUUUGCUGAUCUGGAUCAGUUACGUAAUGCCAAAACUUUACAGACCGUAUACUUGGAGCAAAAUCCGAUCCAAAAGGAUCCUGCAUACCGACGCAAAGUCAAGCUCGCCCUGCCAUCUCUUGCACAGAUUGAUGCCACUUACUGUCGAUGAGGUCGACGUGAGAUGGGAUCCCUAAGACAACAGAAGAUCAACUUAAUUACAAAUAACAAUAAAUAACAAUAUAAAACAAUUUCCAGUGGCUAGUUGUUACUUUCAUUCCUUCGCUGAAAGAAGUAACUUCAUUGACAUGGCCAGUUAAGUUGCGCUGCCGUCUCUUGUACAGGACGAUGCUAACUACUGUUGAUGAGAUUGAUGUCAGAUGUCAGGUGGGAUCUUUAACACUACAAGAAGAUCAACUAAAUUACAAGUAACAACAUAAAACAAUUUCCUGUGUCUAAUUUUACUUUCAUUUCUUCAAUGAAAGAAGUAACUGCCUUGACAUGGUCAGUUUAAUUGUGCUGCCAUCUCUUACACAGACCAAUGCCAACUACUCUUGAUGAGAUCAAACAAUCAGAUGUCAAGUGGGAUCCUUCAGUUUGUAGAAGAUCAACUUUAUUGCAAGUAACAGAGUCAUUUAAUAACUGAAAGAAAUACUUAGCAAACUAAAAGAUUAUAGUGGUUGCGAUUGUUGUAGUUAGGUAUGUCAAUAAAAGAGUGUAUUUAAUACAUUGUUGCAGCAAUAUUGCAGUGUUUUUUAGUUGUGAAAUUACAUUUAUAAAUACAUAUUUUUGGUUCUGUCAAAAAGAAGGUUGAAAAAUGUUUUUGUAUAGCUAACAUAAACAUUAUUAUAAUGCAAAUUGUUAGAUGUGUAAACUUUAUUGACAUGGUCAGUUUCACUUUGAAUUCUGAGCUGUGUAGUAAGUUAGGUGCUAGUGAAGCGUUUUCAAGUACUUGGUAAACAUUAAUUCAUUAUCUUAUAGUCUGGAUGCUUUAUUUUUUCCAGGUGUCAAUAGAGGUAAAAUAUGGUAUUAUCAAGACCACCUAUUUUGCAUUAUAUUCUCUGAAAAUUAUACUUGCUGGAAAACAUUUAUCCUCGUUUGCUAGCAUUUUUUAGUGUAAAAUGCAUGCAUGCAGUGGAAAGUACCGCAUGGAAAUCAUUCAAAGUACUGUGUGUGAAAUAACCUAGACAAGACUUUCUUUAUACCUUGUUUCGCGAACUUAUAUUUUUAAAGAUUGUCAUUGGAGGGCGGAAACAAAAUAAAAAUAAAAUUUUGUUUUCUUAUUUGGCAAGCAGUUUUGCCAAAAACAUCGAGAAGGAGAAAAAAAGUAAUAAAAUGUUAUUGUUGGAUGUAAACAGUGUAGUAAUAAAUGGUUAAAUCAUGGACCUUUUUUAAUAGGUCCAUGGUUAAAUGCUUUAAAUUUUUAAAAUUAGGAAAAUCCAGACAUUUUAUUUUUGAAGAUUUCAUGGCAGUGGUGGGCGUAAUAAAAAUAAAGAAAAAACUCCUUUUUUUCUGAAAUUUUCAGUUUUUUUCAUGGCAACAGAUUCGGUAAUUGGCCAAAAAAUUGUAUUUAUAAUCAUCAAUAUUUGUGGGCGCGGGUGCACAAAACAAGGUAUAUAAAAAUCUCGCCUUAUUGACUGACUUAUUGAUUGAUUGAUUGAUUGAUUGAUUGAUUGAAUAUUUUGAUUAUUAUUCAGAUAGAUGAUUGUAGUGGUAAAUUGUGUCAUAAAAGUUAAAAUAUCUAUCUUUUUAUACUCAAUUGAAAAUAUUAUACUUGUUAAAUACAAUGACAAGGUAUGCUGAAAUAAUUAUUGAAAUAUUAGAUAUAAAUUACCAAUAGUAUUACUGUAAUUUCUGGUGGUGAAGACCAAAAAAUAUUGACUUCUAAGGUAACCAAAUGUGGAUAUAGUUAAACUGGCAUAAGUCGACUUUUCCUAACUUAAAUUUCUAAGUCGAUCUUAUUUUACAUGUCAGAUUGUUGUAUUUUCCAAUAAUUAAUGAUCUGUAAAAGUCAAAACAAUUGUCAAUGCCAUUUUGAAUUCGACUUCAGCAAUGUAAAACGAAGUAUAGGACAUGCCAUUUCUUUGUGAAACAGCUAGAAAAAUUGUGCUGUUUUCCAGGUAGCAGGCAGCUUUAUGAAAGUAUGGUAGAAGCAAAGAGGUCGAUUUGAUGAUUUGAAUGUUGUGUAUUGUAUUAUUGAAUUUUACUUAACAAAUACAUAACCAAAAAUUCUAUUCACUCCCAAGAACUUUGUGGUAUAUUUUAAGAUACCAUAUUUAUGUCAAUAAACACUCCAGUCAUGUCUUCAUUUUUUAAGGGAGUGUAUUUAAUGGAAACAGUUGGCCACCACACAAAAUGUUGAUUCUGCUAAAGUAAACAUUGAUGAUAGAAUGGUGUUUAUUGCAAUAGUUUUGUUUAGUCAUGUGAGGUGAUUUGAAUUCUGAUGAAAAUUAGAAAAACCCUCUUUAUUCCGAAUGAUGUUUGGGUAAGAGCGAUUUUAUUAAAAGUGCGGCAUUCAGUUGAAUAGGUACAGUAUACAGAUUUACCAGACAAGAACGCUAUCUACAUUCAAUGAACAGUUAAAAUCACAGAAUGAUUGUUGUGUUAGAUCUUGACAUUUAAUAGUAAUAAAAUAUGUUUUAUAUUGUCAAGAAUAAUGGCCUGCUAGUCGAAGUUUGUAUUAUUGACGCUUUGAAUAUUAACAUUUUUAAUUGAUUGAUUUCCGUUCAGGCAUGGCGCCAGCGGGUGGGGGGACCACAACCCCCCCCGGGGAGAAAAAGCACAAUUCGAUGGCCUCGCCCCCUGGACCACUUUCGAAACAUUUUAAUUGAAGCUCGACCGCGCCCAUAUUGCUUUCGUCGGGGAAAUCUGACUCCUCGUCCACCAACAUUGGGACUGAGGCAAAUAUUGCACCUCUAGAUUGCCGGAAUUGUUGCUAUCAGAGUUUGGUAUUUUUUUUUUUCUCCAUUUCUUAUAUUUUUGAGUGGACCCCUUUGAAUCCACCUAUGGAAUACCUUUUCCAUGAAAGGGUUAUUCAAGAAGAGCAAUUCAAUUGGAACCUGGUGAUAGCCAGAUUUGAACCGGGGUCUUCAGCGCAAGAGCAGGAACACUACCUCUUGGCCAGACGCUCACUUCUACAACUGCAGACAGUGCAUGGAUCUGUAUUGGUUUCAUUUCAUUUAUUCGUCACUUGAUAAAAAAUACAAUAUUCAAAAAACAAAACACAAAGUAAGACAAUUAAAAAUCAAAAUAAAUCACUUUGAACGUGGUUAUUUAACCCCAUUCAACAAAAUAAAAUACAAAUAAUGUUUACAUAUAAAAUAUUACCAUUAAAUUUGUAUAUGCAAUUAAACUUAAGAUAUUCAGUUAUAAAAUUUAGAUUAUGGAUAAUUAUGAUACUGUAUUGAUAAAAAGGGUCAAGACAUGUAGGCCUAUUGAUGGAUACAGACAGAUACAUAAGAUAGUGUCAAAGUUCAAUCUGUGCUCAGUGAAGCACACUAGUAAUUCAAUAAUACAGCCAUUUAAAUAUUUAAUUCCACAUAAAAUAUUUCAAUUCAAACUUAUGGCUUUUUCACUGUAUACAGACACGAGCUGGCUCUAUUUUAUCAAGGCAUACAUUAAUAAUAAAAUAUUCAUUUUGUUUGUUUGAAAUUAAAUAUUUUUUAACAUUUAUAUUAUAUAAAGAAGUAUAUAUAUAAAUUAUAUAGGGCCUAGUCCACAAGAAUAAGUGAGGACACACGGAAACAUGUUUUUAGCAACUAUAUUCCAAGAAUUGUUUCUUUUGAAAAUAAUAUUGGAGGAAGCAAUGGUGAAACACUCAAAAAGGAAAAAGAAAAAAAAAAAAA